CUUUGGACUUUAUUUUGAUUAAUAUUUUAGUGCGAAUUAAGUGCAUUUAUGUCAUCGAAAUAAGUAGCGACCAUUUCAUUGGAUUUUAUUUUUUUGUUUCUUUUGGUUGAAAAACGAAAACAAAUUUUACAAAGAUGACUUCGUUAAUUGAGAGCUAUGAGCAACAAUAUUCAGUGCUUACGGCUGAAAUUACAUCGGAAAUUGGAAAACUGAAGCGUAUGCCAGAAGACGGUGACAAACGCGAAUUAAUCAGAACGAUCAAUGGAAGCAUCGACGAAGGUAAAGAAUUGCUCGAGCAAAUGAGUCUAGAGAUUCAAGAUGUCGAUUCAUCGACCAAAGCCAGCUUUGUAUCUCGCCUAAAUUGCUAUCAAGCCGAAUUGAAACGUUUAACGCAAGAUUUUCAAAAUGCAAAAAAUGAAACACAAAUUCAAUUGUACGAUUCUUCCGAUUUUGAUGAAUUUACUACCAGUGGCAUAAGUAGUGAACAACAACGGCGCCUUUUGGACAAUUCCGAACGCAUUGAACGAACGGGCAAUCGACUUACUGAAGGUUAUAAAACCAUAUUGGAGACAGAGAGAAUUGGCACUGCUGUAUUACAAGAUUUAUCAUCGCAAAGGGAAACAUUACAAAAAUCCCGAUCCAGAUUGCGUGAAGCAAACGAAGACCUACGCCAAUCAUCUCGAAUUAUGAAUUCAAUGAUAAUGAGAUCGCUACGUGAACGAGCCGUUCUAUUUGGUGUUAUUAUCAUUUUUAUUGUUGUCGUUUUUUCCACAUUAUACUAUGCCAUCACACAUUGAAAUCAUUACUGUUACUUGUGUUAACAUUCCAAAAAAUGAUUUGAAUCAAUUUGAGAAGAACAUAAAAUGUUGACUUAUAUAUUUAAACCAAAUCUAUAAUAUGAAUAAGUUCUAAUAUUUCUAUUUUAAUUGUGUUGUAUGUGAUUUAUGCGAAAUAUUAUAUUAUAAGCAAAAAAUAAAAAAUAAAGUCCUGUGAACAAAUGCAAUGAAA
Molecule: messenger RNA, 1008 nt
Organism: Contarinia nasturtii (swede midge)
Lineage: Eukaryota; Metazoa; Arthropoda; Insecta; Diptera; Cecidomyiidae
Gene: Vti1a
Product: vesicle transport through interaction with t-SNAREs homolog 1A
Exons: 3
Coding region: 135-797 (220 amino acids)
Biological process (GO): retrograde transport, endosome to Golgi; macroautophagy; Golgi to vacuole transport
Cellular component (GO): SNARE complex; endoplasmic reticulum membrane; Golgi apparatus
Molecular function (GO): SNARE binding; SNAP receptor activity
Source: RefSeq, a predicted model, not a curated record